Molecule: messenger RNA, 1265 nt
Organism: Sorex araneus (European shrew)
Lineage: Eukaryota; Metazoa; Chordata; Mammalia; Eulipotyphla; Soricidae
Gene: ECHDC2
Product: enoyl-CoA hydratase domain containing 2
Exons: 10
Coding region: 16-891 (291 amino acids)
Biological process (GO): fatty acid beta-oxidation
Cellular component (GO): mitochondrion
Molecular function (GO): enoyl-CoA hydratase activity
Source: RefSeq, a predicted model, not a curated record
CCGCGGGAGGACCAGAUGCUGCUCCGCGCCUCGACCCUCGCCCGGCGCCUCCCGCGCCCCCGCGGCUGCGCCUCGGGCCCCGCAGCUGCAGCCCCGGAGAUCCAGGUGCGCGCCCUGGAGGGUCCUCACCAAGGAAUCGCUGAGAUCCUAAUGGACAGACCUCGAGCCCGAAACGCCCUGGGGAACGUCUUCGUGAGCCAGAUGCUGGAAGCUCUGGCCCAGCUGCGGGGGGAUCGGCAGGUGCGGGUCCUGCUCUUCAGAAGUGUAGUGAAAGGCGUGUUCUGUGCAGGCGCUGAUCUGAAGGAGCGCGAGCAGAUGAAUGAAGCGGCAGUGGGCGCCUUUGUACAACGACUCCGAGGCCUGAUGAGUGAGAUCGCGGCCUUCCCUGCACCCACCAUCGCUGCCAUGGACGGCCAUGCCUUGGGAGGAGGCCUGGAGCUGGCCCUGGCGUGUGAUCUCCGAGUGGCAGCUUCCUCGGCUGUCAUGGGGCUGAUCGAGACCACUCGAGGUCUCCUCCCGGGAGCAGGAGGGACGCAGAGGCUGCCCCGGUGCCUGGGGGUGCCCCUGGCGAAGGAGCUCAUCUUCACGGGCCGGCGACUGACGGGGACCCAGGCUCAAGCCCUGGGGUUGGUGAACCACACGGUGGCCCAGAACGAAGAGGGCACGGCUGCCUACCUGCGCGCACGGGAACUGGCCCAGGAGAUCCUGCCUCAGGCCCCCAUUGCUGUGAGGCUGAGCAAGGUCGCCAUUGACCAAGGGAUGGAGGUGGACAUUGCGUCCGGGAUGGCCAUUGAAGGGCUAUGCUAUGCCCAGAACAUCCCUACCCGGGACCGGCUGGAGGGCAUGGCCGCCUUCAGGGAGAAGCGGUCCCCCAAGUUUGUUGGAGAGUGAUUCGCACUCAACCUCCAGCACGGGCGCCACGGCUGUUGUGGACUCAGGGACCUCAAGGGGGACUGAGCUAUUACGAUCACGUCACCUGUGGGCCGUUUCCAUACCAACGCGAGACGCCGCCGGCUACCAGACCCCUGUGGCUCCCUGCCUUCUCGGCUCUCUCCAAAUGAACUCAGCAGAAGUCAGGGUGACAGUCGCCCCCCUCUGGGCCGUGCCACGGCUGCUUCUCACCUGAAUUCUGCCUCUUGAUUAUCAGAGCUCACCCGAGACGGCAGGGGCUGUAAGAACACCUGACCCCACAGCUGCUUCCCCUGAAUGCCCCGGCAGAUGAAAGGAAAGCCUGGUAGCAGCCGGGCAGGCAUCAGCAACCAGAC